CGGUUGGCCCUGCUCCUCCUUCCCCUCGCUAGCAGCUGCGCUUAGCCCGGGACUGGACCGAGUUAGAGUUGAGGCGGCGGAGGAGUAGCGCGGAGUGCGUGUGACCGGGGGGAGGGGGAGACCCGUGCCUGUGAGCGGUGGGGAGCUGGGCUCCAGCCCAGUUUGGUGCAGCCUUGGCAGAGACCAGAAGGGAGAGGAGCUCCAUUGACAUUUCAACCAAGCACAUCAAGUUAAUUGGUAUAAGAGGAAUAGACCCUACACUGGAGCACUUGAGAGCAACUUAUUAAGGUAAACAGGCUGCAGUGGAUUUCUGGAUGGGUGAGUAUUGGGGGGGGAAUACUCCCCACCCCCUUUAAAAAAAAAAAAAAAAAAAAAAAAAAGUUACUUGCAGAAAUCCACAGAGACAUUUUUCCAGCCUUGAAUAAUCUUCUGUCAUAAAGUACACAAAGAUUUGAUGGUAUCACACAUGCAGAUUCAGGUAUGUGUUUGAGUAUACUGUCAUGGAGUUACCUUUAUAUUCUUCCCAGUGCCUGCAGCAGCACCAAUGCAGUUCAUUUACCAACAGCUGCUGUGAACUCUGUUUCUAUUCUGUCCUUUCCAUUGGCCCUGAUUAUAUAUUUAGUCUUAUAUAAUACAUAAAAGAAAAUAUCCAGGGCUAAAGUUUCUUUUGGCUUAUUAAAAAUACAGUUGUACUCUUGCCAGUGUCUACAAGAAUAAACCCAGCAGCCUCCCCAAAACCACAGAAAUAACCAUCUGAAAACAAAAUGCCAUGUACAAAAUGAGUAGUGGAUGAAGGAACCUGCAGUAGCAUCUGAUGUUGAGAAGAGAGGAGAUAGGAAGUGAAUCUCUUACAACUUGUUAAAGAAUAUUAGAGAAGGAACCAGGACCUCAAAUGAGCCUCUCUUUCUCCUAUCCCUUGCAGUGGUCGGAAUUAAAGGGUGGCAAAGUCAAUGUUUUUCUUUCUUCCUUUAGCCUCCAGCUAUUCCAAGGGUACUCUAAGUACUCUUACCCUCUUUUCCUUCCCCCACCACUCUUCAGCUGGGCUGGAACUGUGUGAUAGGGGUUGUGCUUUCUAAUUCAGACUGUGAAGUAGUCUUGGUUAGCCUACACCUUGAGAGCAUUAGUUAGUCCAUGCAAAGCAAGUCCUUUACUAGGCACGUAAUUUGUGCAUUUGGUGUUGAAAUGUUUUCAUACCAUUUUAAGAGGAAUAAAAACUGGUAACUUAAAAUAUCCGUGUUCUUGAUCUUGCCUUGCAGUUGAGCAGAGGCAAUGCUAUUUGACCUCGUGCAUACAAGAGAGGUGUGGGGUAUGGGGAUAGGAAAUUAAGCCUAAGUAUUAAAUGGCAACAAAAAGGUGAUAACUUUGCUAAAUUCUAUUGAUGUUUCCAACAUUUAUCUUGCUAAACUUAACAGCACAUAGCUGUUCUAUUGGCAAAAUUUCUGUGAAACUGGUAAUGGACCUCCAUUCUUACUAGUGUGUUAUGAUGUGGGAGUGGUGUUAGGUAGCAUAAUGAGUAAAAGUUCUUAUGAAAGAGAAGAUAGAGAUAUUGAGCUGUCAUUAAGAUCUAAUUAAGAAGAGAAAAUAAGUAAAAGACUAGACUUUUUAAAUUUUAUGGAAUACUUGCUAUUUAAGAAAUUAAAUCUUGUACUUAAAUUACUGUUUCUCUUUUACUUACAUAACAGCUUAUCUGGAAUGGACAGAAGUUCUCUGGGAGGAUUAGAACUGUCUGAACAUACUUCUGGUUUACUAGGAACUACUGCCAUGGCAACCGGUCUUGCAAAUAUAGGAAAUUCUUUUGGAGGUCCGCCUAAUACUCUAGUUUCUAGAACUAAUAAAUUCCAAAACCCAUCUAUAGAAGAUGAUGAUGAUGUUGUUUUUAUUGAACCUAUUCAACCUCCACAGACUUCUACAUCACUGAUAUCUGAUCAGAGAAAUACUGCAUUUGUUUCAUCAAAAAGCGACGAGCUUCAAGGAAAUGAUUCCAAAAUGCUUCCUCCUUCAAAAGACUUAAGUUCUCAAAAGGGAAGUAUAAGUGAGACAAUUAUUAUUGAUGAUGAAGAAGAUAUUGAAACAAAUCCAGGACAAGAGAAGAAUGCUUCCAGUUUUAAUGAACGAAGACUUCCAGAGUGUAAAAAUAGAUCCAGCGAUAUGGAAUUCUCAGCUUCCAGUUUUUCAAGAAGUAAGGUAAAUGCAGGAAUAGGUAAUAGUGGUAUAACCACAGAACCAGACUCUGAAAUUCAGAUUGCUAAUGUUACCACGUUAGAAACAGGUAUGAGCUCUGUGAAUGAUGGUCAUUUAGAAAAUACUGAAGGGCGUGACAUGAACUUAAUGAUUACACAUGUAACAUCACUGCAGAAUACCAACUUGGGAGAUGUGUCUAACGGACUGCAGUCAAGUAAUUUUGGUGUUAAUAUACAAACAUACACCCCAUCUUUAACUUCACAGACCAAGACUGGUGUAGGACCUUUCAAUCCUGGUAGAAUGAAUGUGGCUGGAGAUGUGUUUCAAAAUGGAGAAUCUGUGACUCAUCACAGUCCUGAUUCCUGGAUAUCCCAGUCAGCUUCAUUCCCUAGAAAUCAGAAGCAACCAGGUGUGGAUUCCUUGUCACCAGUGGCCUCCCUUCCUAAACAGAUUUUUCAGCCGUCUGCACAACAACAACCUUCUAAACAGGUUAAAGUCACAUGUGCAAAUUGCAAAAAACCCUUGCAGAAGGGACAGACUGCAUAUCAGCGCAAAGGAUCAGCUCACCUAUUUUGUUCCACUGCCUGCCUCUCAUCAUUCUCGCAUAAACCUGCUCCAAAGAAACUCUGUGUUAUGUGUAAAAAAGAUAUAACAACAAUGAAAGGCACCAUUGUUGCUCAAGUUGAUUCCAGUGAGUCUUUCCAGGAAUUUUGCAGUACAUCAUGUUUGUCCUUCUAUGAAGACAAGCAUAAUCCCUCAAAAGGAAUCUUGAAUAAGUCAAGAUGCACUAUCUGUGGUAAACUAACUGAGAUUCGCCAUGAAGUUAGCUUUAAGAACAUGACUCAUAAGCUGUGUAGUGACCACUGCUUCAAUAGAUACAGAAUGGCGAAUGGUUUAAUAAUGAAUUGCUGUGAACAUUGUGGGGAGUACUUGCCCAGUAAAGGAGCUGGAAACAAUAUCCUUACGAUUGACGGUCAGCAGAAAAGAUUCUGCUGCCAAAACUGCGUUGGUGAAUAUAAACAGAAAUAUGGCAAAUUAACAACUUGUACUGGUUGCAGAGCUCAGUGCAGGUUUUUUGAAAUGACUCAGUGCAUAGGACCUAAUGGAUAUAUGGAGCCAUACUGCUCAACUGCAUGCAUGAACACACACAAAGCAAAAUAUGCAAAAUCACAAAGUAUGGGAAUUAUUUGCCACUUUUGUAAACGAAACACUUUACCUCAAUAUCAAGCCACAAUGCCUGAUGGAAAACUGUACAACUUUUGCAGUUCCAGUUGUGUAGCUAAAUUUCAGACUCUUAGUGUGCAGUCUUCAACCAAUGGUCAGUUUGUGUCUCCAAGUGACAUUCAACUGAAAUGCAAUUAUUGCAAAAGUUCUUUUUGUUCAAAGCCAGAAGUACUGGAGUGGGAGAACAAAGUAUUCCAGUUCUGCAGCAGAACUUGUUCUGAUGAUUAUAAGAAACUGCACUGCAUAGUUACAUACUGUGAAUACUGCCAAGAGGAGAAAACUCUGCACGAAAUGGUGAAUUUCUCUGGUAUCAAAAGACCAUUCUGUAGUGAAGGAUGCAAGCUGCUAUAUAAACAAGAUUUUGCAAGACGGUUAGGAUUGAGAUGUGUUACUUGUAAUUACUGCUCACAGCUCUGUAAAAAGGGAGCAACUAAGGAACUAGAUGGUGUAAUAAGAGAUUUCUGCAGUGAAGAGUGCUGUAAAAAAUUUCAAGACUGGUACUUCAAGGCUGCCAGGUGUGACUGUUGUAAGUCUCAAGGAACUCUCAAAGAAAAAGUACAGUGGCGUGGAGAAAUGAAACAUUUCUGUGAUCAGCACUGCUUACUACGUUUCUACUGUCAACAAAAUGAACCUAAUAUGGCAACACAAAAAGGACCUGAAAAUUUGCAUUAUGAUCAGGGUUGUCAAAUUUCCCGAACAAAAAUGACAGGUUCAGCGCCACCCCCUUCUCCCACAGUUAACAAAGAGAUGAAGAACAAGGCAAUUCUUUGCAAACCUUUGACAAUGACAAAAGCCACAUACUGUAAACCUCACAUGCAGACAAAAUGUUGUCAGACAGAAGAUGAUUGGAAGAAAGAAUAUGUCCCAGUGCCUGUUCCUGUACCUGUUUAUGUUCCGGUGCCCAUGCACAUGUAUAGUCAAAAUGUUCCUGUUCCAACAAUGGUUCCUGUUCCAGUGCCAGUUCCAGUUUUUCUGCCCACCACUCUGGAUAGCAAUGAGAAGAUCCUUGCAGCAAUAGAAGAGCUGAGGGGUAAAGUUCCUUCAAAUCCUCUGGAGGCUGAGCUACUGACUAUAGCUGAGAUGAUGCCUGAAGAUGAUGGAAAAACAGCGUCUACAGAUUUGAACAGUGUAAUAAUUGAAACAGACUUGAUAAACUCUGAUACAAAGAUGCAGACAAGCUUGCCUGAUAUUCCAUAUGAACCAGACCUCGAUAUUGAAAUUGAUUUUCCAAGAGCGGCUGAAGAGCUUGAUACAGAAAAUGAAUUUUUGCUGCCUCUUGUCUUUGGGGAAGAAUAUGAGGAACAGCCAAGACCUCGAUCUAAAAAGAAGGGAGUGAAGAGAAAAGCAGUGUCAGAAUACCAGUCUCAUGAUGAUAGCUCUGAGAAUUCAGAGUGUAGUUUUCCUUUCAAAUAUGCAUAUGGUGUAAAUGCGUGGAAACACUGGGUAAAAACUAGGAGUCUAGAUGAAGAUCUGCCAGUAUUAGAGGAACUGAAAUCAACAAAGUCUGUGAAAUUAAAGGAAGAUCUGCUGUUGCAUACUGUAGCUGAGCUAAACUAUGGCUUGGCACGUUUUGUCAAUGAAAUUCGAAGACCAAAUGGAGAGAACUAUACACCUGACAGCAUCUAUUAUCUGUGUCUUGGGAUUCAGGAGUACUUGUAUGGAAGCAAUCGAAAAGACAAUAUAUUUAUUAAUCCAAGCUACCAGACAUUUGAGCAGGAAUUAAAUAAAAUCCUUAAAAGUUGGCAACCAAGCAUACUUCCAGAUGGGUCAAUAUUCUCUCGAGUUGAAGAAGAUUAUCUUUGGAGGAUAAAACAGCUAGGAUCACAUUCUCCAUUUGCUCUUCUGAAUACACUGUUCUACUUUAACACUAAAUAUUUUGGCCUGAAAACAGUGGAGCAGCACUUAAGACUUUCCUUUGGCACUGUUUUUAGACAGUGGAAAAAAAAUCCUCGAACAAUGGACAGCAAAGCUUGUCUUCGAUAUCAAGUUUCUUCCCUUUGUGGAGCUGAUAGUGAAGAUAAAAUUACUACUGGAAAAAGGAAACAUGAAGAUGAUGAUCCAGUGUUUGAACAAAUUGAAAAUACAUCAAAUCCUGCUAGAUGUCCUGUGAAAAUGUUUGAGUGCUAUCUAUCUAAGAGCCCACAGAAUCUUAAUCAGAGAAUGGAUGUGUUCUAUUUACAACCGGAAUGCUCCGUUUCCUCAGAUAGCCCUGUCUGGUAUACUUCCACUUCACUGGACCGCAACACUUUGGAACACAUGCUUGUACGGGUUCUUUUAGUAAAAGAUAUUUAUGAUAAAGACAAUUAUGAACUGGAUGAAGAUAUAGAUUAAAACAAACUUCCAAAAGCUGUCAGGAAAAACAAAACAGCAUUAGAUAGUCAUGCUGCUAGAUCUUUAUUAUGGAAACCAUUUCAAGUUUACUCUUUGUUUUAUGAGUUUUGUAGCAGUGUACCCUGACCUGGGUAUUACCAUGUAAAUAAUCCGUGAGUGAAAGUUGCCAUUAUUCUAUGUAGUGGUUUUAGGAUACUUAACAAACACAUUCAAAUUCUUCUUUUUUUUUUUUUUUUUAUUAUUAUUUAUUUGAUUAGGUAUGUUUGUAACUUUUUACAUUGCAAAAUAUGAAUGAGAAUGUGCCAUGUGUAAUUUUUUUUCUUGUAGUAAGAAACAUCCAUAUUGCACAGCUCUACUGUUGCAAGCUUCCUUGAAAGGAGGCUCUUUUACUGGGUUCUUCAACCAGAUGGUUGUGUAUGGGUAGCACUACUAAAGUUUAGAACUUGCUGUGUCUUUCAGAAUUUUUAAAUAAAUUGUAAACUAUUAGGUUUUUUACUUUUUAGUUACUGAAGCCUUAUAAGGUUAUGUAGAGAGAUUCCAUCUUAUGUACCAAAAAUAGACAAAAGAGAAUGCUGUCAAUAUUGGUGUACUGUAAUGUGAAUCUAUAUUGGUGAAAACAACUUUUUUGUUGCCCUUAUUAAAACCUUAGUGUCCUUUCCUUA
This is a messenger RNA of Chelonia mydas (Green sea turtle), 6398 nucleotides long. It is a transcript of the gene ZMYM2, whose product is annotated as zinc finger MYM-type containing 2. The coding region runs from base 1612 to 5736 and encodes 1374 amino acids. The transcript is spliced from 24 exons. NCBI's taxonomy places the organism in Eukaryota, Metazoa, Chordata, Testudines, Cheloniidae. The record is from RefSeq and is a predicted model, not a curated record. Gene Ontology annotation, molecular function: zinc ion binding.